GCGAUUGGCCAGUUCAGGUGAUGGAGGUGAUUGGUGGUGAUUGGCUCUUCUUCUUCUUUCCGCGACGAAGAAGAAGAAGAAGAAGAAGUGUGCACACGCACUGCACGCACGCACUUGCGGACCCGCUCGAGGAGCAGCAGCACUGCAACACAAUCACCUGCCCUGACCAAUCGCCCUUCGUGGCUAGCGGCCUCUGCACUCCUGGCUGAAGAAGAAGAAAUUGCAUCUCUCAGUCGCGUCUUCUGCACGUGUUAUCCUGCCCUGCACAUUCAUGGAGUUUAGGUUUCCUUCUGGGUACGGCAGUACCCUCCUCAUUGUACUUCUCUUCAUCCUUGGCUCUAUUUACACGUACUACCCAAUGUCGUGGAAGGGUACUGAUGAAGUGAACCUGGAGGGUGAAGGGUACCUGAAGAACACGUCAGAACUUGAUAACGUGCUGGACCACCGAUUCAGCCCCGGAACGAGAUUCUUGUCGGCGGUGACGAAUGGUGGGUUGGGCAACCAAAUGUGCAGCUACGCUAUCACGUACGCGAUGGCAAAGUUGACCAAGAGGCAGGGAAUCAUCUUCCCCUGGACGUACAAAGACCUGUCGAGGUACUUCCGCAUCACGCUUCCGGUCAUCUUGAACGAGACCACGUGGAAGUGUAGUGGAAGUGCGGGGACUGACUGGAUGUCUGAAGAGCACUACCUACUUCACUCGCCCUGCGUCGUACUCUCUGGUUACUACCAGUCCUGGACGUUUUUCCACCACGCCAGAGAAGACGUCAUCAGGGAAUUCACUUUCCACGAUUCCUAUAGAUUGCAAGCGUGGAGAACGCUGAGCGAACUCCGAGGUAACCGCACACGUCCCACUUACGUAGGCGUCCACAUCCGCCGCGGCGAUUACAUCGGUCGCAUAUGGGACGCAUUUCGGGGCACUUUAGCAGACAAGGGCUACGUCCGGCGUGCCAUGGACUAUUUUCGGGGUCGCUACACGGAAGUAGUGUUCGUGGUUGCGAGCGACGGCAUGUCGUGGUGCGAACAGAACAUAGACAAUUCCCACGGUGACGUAUAUUUCGUGGGGAAUCGCGACACGUAUAAACCGGGCCCCGAUCUCGCACUACUGGCUCACUGCAACCAUACCAUCAUGACCUUCGGGACCUUUGGCUUCUGGGCAGGAUAUCUUGCCGGGGGAGAAGUUACUUACCUGGCAAACUUCACCCUUCCUGAUUCCAGUUGGGCCAGAUCCAUGCCAGACCAGAAGCAGUGCUUACCGGACUGGAUCCCGAUACAAGCCAAUAUUUCUUAUCUGUACAAGAAGGCUUCCUCCGAAGCCACUCCGCAGACGACCGCUAACGCCACCGUGACCCCCGUUGACGAGACAGAAAAGAAAGGGCGACUGUGGGAGCGACUGAAGGAGAUGAUGCGUCCCGUUUUCCGUUAAUCGACUAAUCCGACCGUUAAUCGCUAAUGUUUUCUAAUACAGUGAAACCGUGAGGUUUCGUCUCCUAA
Ornithodoros turicata is the source of this 1491-nucleotide messenger RNA. RefSeq names its product galactoside alpha-(1,2)-fucosyltransferase 2-like. The record is from RefSeq and is a predicted model, not a curated record. Gene Ontology annotation, molecular function: galactoside 2-alpha-L-fucosyltransferase activity. Gene Ontology annotation, biological process: carbohydrate metabolic process. The transcript is spliced from 6 exons. Gene Ontology annotation, cellular component: membrane. The coding region runs from base 272 to 1423 and encodes 383 amino acids. NCBI's taxonomy places the organism in Eukaryota, Metazoa, Arthropoda, Arachnida, Ixodida, Argasidae.